AUGACAAUAUUGCCGAGACGGAUUCUGUCGUUGAAAUGGAACUGCACCAUUCCAAAGCGUGGAUGUAGUGUCGGAACUCCACUAGAACUUGUCUCAGCUCGGUACGGUGACCCGUCGAAAGAUCGUUCUCGUCCUCCACUAGUCAUUUGUCAUGGACUUUUUGGGCAGAAAAAUAACUGGAACAGUGUUUCGAAGACAAUGCAGCGCCGUCUUGGCUGCACAAUCUAUUGUGUGGAUCUUCGAAAUCAUGGCGAAUCGCCGUGGUCGGAUACUAUGAGCUAUGAUGAAAUGGGCGAGGAUUUGGCAGCUUUUUUGGGAAAUAUCUGCAAAGAGACGGGUUUUUCGCAAUUUCACCUGCUUGGACAUUCUAUGGGCGGGCGGCUGGUUAUGCGUAUGGCUGUCCAUCCAUCCUGGCAGCGGCUUAUUGAUCGUUUGAUAGUUGAAGAUGUGUCGCCAAAAGUUUACGAUCUGGAUUUUAAAGCCCACGUAACAUUCCGGAGUUAUAUCCAUGCUAUGGCGGCGUUGGACAUGACGAAAAGCCGAAAAGAAUUGCUGAAAGAACUGGAGCACAUAGUGCCAGAUAUUGGGACUCGUCAAUUUCUGCUCACCAACCUGGCUCCCAGUGAGAAUGGCGUUUCCCGUUGGCGCUGUAACCUGGAAGCUAUAGACAAGAAUCUAGAAGGAAUUUUGAGAUUCACCGUUCCUGAUGGAGUGUUCAAAGGUCCCACCUUGUUUGUUUAUGGAGAAAAAUCUGGGUAUAUUCGAGACCAAGAUCGUGAUUAUGUUCGUACGUUAUUUCCCGAUGUGCGAUUUGAUAGCAUUGCGAAUUCUGGGCAUUGGGUUCACGCCGAGCAACCUGAUGCUUUUAUGAAUAGCGUUUGUAGAUUUUUAGAAUAGGAUAGGGGGGCCGUAGGUUCGAAUAGUUCUUUUGCAUUCUAGAAUUCAUAGUUCUAGCUAGUUCUUACGCUCAUAAUACCAUCUAUACUAAUAAUAAUAUGGUCAGUAUAUUGCCAAUAUGCUUUUCAUAAUAAUUGACUGAUGACAGAAGUGACAUGUCAUAAUUUUUCAGCUGAUGAGAUAGGUGCCAUGAUCUCUUUCAUUAAAUUCGCAGAUGAGUUGAUUUUGAGCUUGCUUGGAGAUAGUUUUGCGAUCA
Molecule: messenger RNA, 1153 nt
Organism: Cylicocyclus nassatus
Lineage: Eukaryota; Metazoa; Nematoda; Chromadorea; Rhabditida; Strongylidae
Source: the annotation of a GenBank genome assembly